AUGCCGCUGCAACUGACGCCGCAGACGCCUCAGACGCCGCCCCCGACGCUGCCACAGCCACCCGCAACCAGCGGGGCGCUGGCAGUGCGGGCGGCGGCCGCCAGGGGCGCGCGCGGGCAGGUAGUAGUUCCCCGCUUGGCCGCGCCGCAGCGCCACGCGCGCUCUGCCGGCGAGCGCCUGCGAGGCUGGCCUCAGUGGAGCCACGGGCCAGACGGCGCGUCGCUGCCUCUCCGCAACAAGUGGCCGAGAGGCCAGCUCGGUAAGGCCCCGGGCGCCGGGGAUGUGGACGGGGUAGCAGGCCUGCCCCCGGGGGCCAUGGAGUCGGACGGCGAGGCGGGCGUGGUGGAGGCGGCCGCCCCCGCAGCUCCGGCGGCGGCCAGCGCCGCCCCCGAGAGCGAGAUGGACGCCUUCCUCCUCGGCAGGAUAGGGCGAGAUUCCACCGCAAACGCCUGCAGUGAGCUGAUCGGCAACUGGUCCAGAGACAAGCACCAGGAGCUGGUGUCGUCGGGACCCAAGCAGAUGAACUGGCGCGGGAUCCUGAUCGCGCUGCUCGUCAUCGUCGCCGUGCUGGGCCUCAUCGUGUUCUCCAUCGUGCUGCUGUCUCCUCCCGACGAGGGCCCGCGCGUCAGGGGCCGCAAGUUCUCGCUGGACGACGUGCUGGGCCCGCUCUUCCGCGCGCCCAGCUUCAACGGCACCUGGGUCUCCGACGUGGAGCUGGUGUUCAGAGACGCGUACGGCGGGGUGUCGAUCCUGAACGCCGAGAACCUCACAACCAGGGUGCUGAUGACCAACUCCACCUUCAGACAACUGAAUGCAGUGGACUUCAAAAUAUCAAGUGACCUCAACUUCAUACUGCUGAUAUCAGACGUCAGACAAGUGCACACCUACUCUUACGAAGCGCGCUACAGCAUCUAUGAAGUGGAGUCGAGGAACAAGUACCGCCUGUCCACCGGCGAGGAGGAGGCUGCUGACCUGGAGCACCCCAGGCUGCAGCUGGCCGUCUGGGCGCCCGACGGCAACGCCCUCGCCUUCGUGCGCGGCAACGACGUGUACUACAAGCCGCGCGCCAGGGCGCCCGAGGUGCACCGCGUCACCAGCACCGGCGCGCCGGGCCUCGUGCACAACGGCGUGCCCGACUGGCUGUACGAGGAGGAGAUCCUGAGGUCCGGCGGCGCGCUGUGGUUCUCGCCGGACGGCCAGUACCUGCUGUUCGCGUCCUUCAACGACUCGGCGGUGGGCGAGCUGAGGUACCCGUGGUACGGCGGCCUCAAGUACCCCGCCGUGAGGACGCUCAGGUACCCCAAGGCGGGCACCAGGAACCCCGCGGCGACGCUGUGGGCGGUGGACCUGAACCACCCCAGUCAGCUGCGGCCCGUCGACCUCAAGCCGUCCCCCGCCGUCGGCGCCUCGGGGGACCACUACUUCACGGCGGUGACCUGGCUGGCGGCGCACCAGGUGGCGGUGGUGUGGAUGAACCGGCGCCAGAACGUGUCCACCACCUCCGUCUGCCGGGAGCCGCUGUGGAUGUGCGAGGACGUGCACACGGAGCGGGCCGGGGAGGGCGGCUGGGUGGACGUCCAGCAGCCGCCGCUCUUCUCCAGCGACGGCCUGGCCUUCCUGGCGCUGCUGCCCGUGCUGGACGGCGACAACGGCCGCUUCCAGCACGUGUGUCACGUGACAGUGGCCAGCAAGCAGGUGACGGCGCUCACGCACGGCGCCUUCCAAGUGACGCAGCUGCUGCGCUGGGACGAGGACCGAGGUCUAGUGUACUUCCUGGCGGCCCCGGAGAAGCUGCCAGGGGAGAGACACCUGUACAGAGCCAAGGACCUCAACUCGACGACGCAGUCCUGGGACUGCCUCACCUGCGCGAACAGGACUCGCAUCCUGCGCACCAGGGACUCGUCUUCUGCAGACUCGUAUAGCGUCCCAGAGGGCGCGGCGGGGGAGGCGGAGCCCGGACUGGCGGGCGUGCCCCGGUGCCUGUUCAGCCGCGCGCACUUCAGCCCGGGCCCGUCGCCCAGGUACGCGGUGCUCGAGUGCCUGGGCCCCGACACGCCCAGCUCGCACCUGGUGGACGUGGUGGCCAGCGCCCAGGUGAUGCUGCUCGACGCCCACUCCGCCCUGCGCGGCCGCUACCUCGCCAUGGCGCGCCCCCAGGUGAGGACCUUCCAGGUGGCCGUGAAGAGCGGGGACCACGCCUUCGUGAGGCUGCACCUGCCGCCGGGCCUGCGGGAGUACGAGGAGAUGAUCUUCCCUCUGGUCCUGCACGUGUGCGCGGAGCCCGGCUCGCAGCUGGUUUCGGAGCGCUGGGGCGUGGACUGGGGCACCUACCUCGCCAGCUCGCGCAACUUCAUCGUGGCCCAGGUGGACGGCCGGGGGUCCGGCUUCCAGGGCGAGAGGGUGUUGCAGCAGCUGCACCACCGCUUCGGCAGCGUCGAGGUGGAGGAUCAGAUAGACGUCAUCAAGUACCUGCGGGAUAACCUCAACUUCGUGGACCGGGAGAAGGUGGCCGUGUGGGGCUGGGGGUACGGCGGCUUCGCGUCGGCCAUGAUCCUGGCCGAGGACGACGACGUGUUCAAGUGCGGCGUCUCCGUGGCUCCCAUCACCAGCUGGGCGCAUUACGACUCGGUGUACACGGAGCGCUACAUGGGCUCGCCCAACGUGACGGACAACUACCGCGGCUACGAGGAGGCCGACCUGACGCGGCGGGCGGCCGAGCUGCGCGACAAGCUCUACCUGCUGGUCCACGGCACCGCUGACGAGCGCGUGCACUACCAGCACAGCAUGGCGCUGGUCCGCGCCCUGGCCGAGGAGGGCGUGCUCUUCAGGCACCUGACAUACCCAGACGAGGGCCACUCGUUCUCCGGAGUGCAGCGGCACCUGCACAGGGCGAUGGAGGCCUUCCUGGACGACUGCUUCGGCCCGAUCAACUUCGAGGAGUGGGAGGUCGGCACCAGCUUCUUCAGCUUCAAGCAGUAGUGGGCGUGGCUCCAGGCCGUGUCCCGACCUGCCUACUGCUGCUUGCUACAUCCUGCCGUGCCACGACAGUAGCUGCGGGAGGGGCAUCCCGCCGUGCCACGACAGAAGCUGCGGGAGGGGCAUCCCGCCGUGCCACGACAGUAGCUGCUGGAGGGGCAUCCCGCCGUGCCACGACAGUAGCUGCGGGAGGGGCAUCCCGCCGUGCCACGACAGUAGCUGCUGGAGGGGCAUCCCGCCGUGCCACGACAGUAGCUGCUGGAGGGGCAUCCCGCCGUGCCACGACAGUAGCUGCGGGAGGGGCAUCCCGCCGUGCCACGACAGUAGCUGCGGGAGGGGCAUCCCGCCGUGCCACGACAGUAGCUGCGGGAGGGGCAUCCCGCCGUGCCACGACAGUAGCUGCGGGAGGGGCAUCCCGCCGUGCCACGACAGUAGCUGCGGGAGGGGCAUCCCGCCGUGCCACGACAGUAGCUGCGGGAGGGGCAUCCCGCCGUGCCACGACAGUAGCUGCGGGAGGGGCAUCCCGCCGAGCCACGACAGUAGCUGCUGGAGGGGCAUCCCGCCGUGCCACGACAGUAGCUGCGGGAGGGGCAUCCCGCCGUGCCACGACAGUAGCUGCGGGAGGGGCAUCCCGCCGUGCCACGACAGUAGCUGCGGGAGGGGCAUCCCGCCGAGCCACGACAGUAGCUGCUGGAGGGGCAUCCCGCCGUGCCACGACAGUAGCUGCGGGAGGGGCAUCCCGCCGUGCCACGACAGUAGCUGCGGGAGGGGCAUCCCGCCGUGCCACGACAGUAGCUGCGGGAGGGGCAUCCCGCCGAGCCACGACAGUAGCUGCUGGAGGGGCAUCCCGCCGUGCCACGACAGAAGCUGCGGGAGGGGCAUCCCGCCGUGCCACGACAGUAGCUGCGGGAGGGGCAUCCCGCCGUGCCACGACAGAAGCUGCGGGAGGGGCAUCCCGCCGUGCCACGACAGUAGCUGCAGGAGGGGCAUCCCGCCGUGCCACGACAGUAGCUGCUGGAGGGGCAUCCCGCCGUGCCACGACAGUAGCUGCGGGAGGGGCAUCCCGCCGUGCCACGACAGUAGCUGCUGGAGGGGCAUCCCGCCGUGCCACGACAGUAGCUGCUGGAGGGGCAUCCCGCCGUGCCACGACAGUAGCUGCUGGAGGGGCAUCCCGCCGUGCCACGACAGUAGCUGCUGGAGGGGCAUCCCGCCGUGCCACGACAGUAGCUGCGGGAGGGGCAUCCCGCCGUGCCACGACAGUAGCUGUUGGAGGGGCAUCCCGCCGUGCCACGACAGUAGCUGCUGGAGGGGCAUCCCGCCGUGUCACGACAGUAGCUGCGGGAGGGGCAUCCCGCCGAGCCACGACAGUAGCUGCGGGAGGGGCAUCCCGCCGUGCCACGACAGUAGCUGCUGGAGGGGCAUCCCGCCGUGCCACGACAGUAGCUGCUGGAGGGGCAUCCCGCCGUGCCACGACAGUAGCUGCUGGAGGGGCAUCCCGCCGUGCCACGACAGUAGCUGCGGGAGGGGCAUCCCGCCGUGCCACGACAGUAGCUGCUGGAGGGGCAUCCCGCCGUGCCACGACAGUAGCUGCGGGAGGGGCAUCCCGCCGUGCCACGACAGUAGCUGCUGGAGGGGCAUCCCGCCGUGCCACGACAGUAGCUGCGGGACAUCCAGCCCUGCGGUGCCACGGAAUAAGCCCAUCUCAGGCCUGGGACGUUAUCGUCGAUCCGCGGAGCACCCCAGCUUAGACGCCGACGAGUUUUAAAUACCGAAAAGUGAAGUCGUUAACUGUUUACGUGUUUUACCGGUGAAUUUGUACAUAACGGAGCUGUUGUAACUGUGUACAUAACAAAGGUGUAUAUUUUUUACUAGCGGAAUCACAAUAAUAUAAAAAAAAAGGGUCACUUCAAGAUUGCCGGCACCAACCAUGACAUGUGAACUAGGACGAGUUUUGUUGAAUGUGAAAUAUAAGUUUAUGUUUCAUGAAACGUUGUUAUGUUACCAUUGUUGGAAUAGUUUAAUGGUUCACCUGUUAACCAGGUUUGGUUUGUGUUAAAUACUGAAGAAAAAUAUCCUAUAGAUUUGCAUAAAAUAUUGUGAGUUGUUGUACGUGCUCAAUUUUUUAAUCGUUAGUUUUUAUGGACCUAUGUGAAAAAUUAGACUUAAUAAACACAUAGUAUAUUUAUGUUCAAGAAAUAGAGAAACGCUUUGUCCUGA
Molecule: messenger RNA, 5193 nt
Organism: Bacillus rossius redtenbacheri
Lineage: Eukaryota; Metazoa; Arthropoda; Insecta; Phasmatodea; Bacillidae
Product: inactive dipeptidyl peptidase 10-like
Exons: 20
Coding region: 1-2979 (992 amino acids)
Biological process (GO): proteolysis
Cellular component (GO): plasma membrane
Molecular function (GO): serine-type peptidase activity
Source: RefSeq, a predicted model, not a curated record